UCACCAUUGAUAUAUUCUCAGCUCUCGAGCCAAGCGGCAAGUAAGCAAAGCGCACUAGUAAUGGCUCGGCAAUUACAAACCCUAGUAGGCUUGUUCUCCCUUUUGCUCAUUGUCCUGAUGAUCACUGGCUCACAAGCGGGCGUAAUCACGGUGUACUGGGGCCAGAAUGGAGUUGGGGGCCAGAAUGAAAAUGAGGGCAGUUUGGCUGAUACUUGCGCCACAGGCAAUUAUGGUAUUGUGAACAUAGCUUUCCUAUACAAAUUUGGCAAUGGUCAGACCCCCUCGAUCAACCUAGCCAACCACUGUGACCCAACCACUAAUGGGUGCACCGGUUUAAGCAACGACAUCAAAGCUUGCCAAAACCAGGGUAUCAAAGUCAUACUUUCUAUUGGAGGUGCUACUGAUACCUACACACUUUCCUCAGCUGAUGACGCCAGGAGUGUUGCAAACUACUUAUGGAACAAUUUUCUUGGGGGCCAAUCAGACUCCCGUCCAUUAGGUGAUGCGGUCCUAGAUGGCAUUGACUUUGAUAUUGAGGCAGGCACAACCGAGCACUGGGACGAGCUCGCAAAGGCCCUAUCAGAGUUUAGCCAACAGAAAAAGGUCUACUUAACAGCGGCUCCACAGUGUCCUUUUCCAGAUGCUCGGCUAGGAGCUGCGCUAAACACUGGCCUGUUUGACUACGUUUGGGUCCAAUUUUACAACAACGGUCAGUGUGAGUAUUCUGGCAAUGCCGACAACCUUAAGAGUUACUGGAAUGAUAAAUGGACCACUAUUCAAGCUGGUCAAAUAUUUUUGGGGUUACCUGCAUCCCCUGAGGCUGCUGGGAGUGGCUACAUCCCACCGGACGUGCUUAACAAUGACGUGUUACCUUCUAUUAAAGGUUCUCCAAAAUACGGGGGUAUUAUGCUUUGGUCUAAGUAUUUUGACAACGGCUAUAGCUCAGCUGUUAAGCCCAAUGUUUGAGCACUACUUUGCUUCUAACUUUACAUAUUUCACUUUAUGAGAUGUAAUAAUAAAAUAAAGCAUAUUUACAGAAUAAAAAAUUGAGCAAAAAGAUUUAGUA
Alnus glutinosa is the source of this 1066-nucleotide messenger RNA. RefSeq names its product acidic endochitinase-like. Gene Ontology annotation, molecular function: chitinase activity. Gene Ontology annotation, biological process: carbohydrate metabolic process. Lineage: Eukaryota; Viridiplantae; Streptophyta; Magnoliopsida; Fagales; Betulaceae. Bases 61 to 966 code for a protein of 301 amino acids. Gene Ontology annotation, cellular component: extracellular region. The record is from RefSeq and is a predicted model, not a curated record. The transcript is spliced from 2 exons.